Messenger RNA from Haliotis rufescens (red abalone), 1677 nucleotides. Its product is annotated as protein Dr1-like. Gene Ontology annotation, molecular function: general transcription initiation factor activity; core promoter sequence-specific DNA binding; protein heterodimerization activity. Gene Ontology annotation, cellular component: negative cofactor 2 complex. Gene Ontology annotation, biological process: chromatin remodeling; positive regulation of transcription by RNA polymerase II; negative regulation of transcription by RNA polymerase II. Lineage: Eukaryota; Metazoa; Mollusca; Gastropoda; Lepetellida; Haliotidae. The transcript has 3 exons. The record is from RefSeq and is a predicted model, not a curated record. The coding region runs from base 239 to 754 and encodes 171 amino acids.
AAAGGAAACCGCAUGUAUUGUUGACUUUUCAGCACAAAGAAAUAUUUAGUUUUAGUUGAAAGCAAGAAGAAGGUAUCAAUUAGCGGUUGUGUUUAUUUACUUUAGGAUGUGAAGUAAAUGCAACGUAUUGUUGACAUACAUUAAAUGGAAUAACGACCACAUCUGCUUAAGUGCACAUACCACCUGUCGGUUGUAAACUUGUCGGCCGGUUCUUGUUUUCUUCAAGACAGUUUCAAGCAUGGCUGAGGCGAGUCAGUCAGAUGAUGACUUGAGCAUUCCGAGAGCCGCUCUAAACAAAAUGAUCAAGGAACUUGUGCCGAAUGUACGUGUCGCCAAUGAGGCAAGAGAACUGAUUCUCAGUUGUUGCACGGAGUUCAUACAUCUCGUGUCGUCGGAAGCCAACGAAGUCUGCACCAAACAACAGAAGAAAACAAUUUCACCUGAACACGUCUUGAAUGCUCUGGACAGUCUUGGGUUCGGAGCCUACAAGGAGGAUGCACAGGCUGUGCUGCAGGAGGCCAAGGCUGUGGCUGCCAAGAAGAGAAGAGGCAGCUCCCGCCUCGAGAACCUCGGCAUCCCGGAGGAAGAGUUGCUGCGGCAACAGCAGGAGUUGUUCGCUAAGGCUCGACAGGAGCAGGCCCAGCGAGACCAACAGCAGUGGUUUCAGAUGCAGCAGGCUCUUCAACAGCAACAGCUUCUACAGCUGCAGCAGCAACAGCAGCAACCUAUAGACAGUCAAGAGGACUAUUCCUAGGAUAGUGUAGUUGUCUCCCCUGAGUGAAGGUAGCAGAGACUGUCAAGGGGAUAUGACGGACAUGUGAUAAUUCAAAAUUUCAAUGUUUAUCUUGAAAACUGCAUGGAUACAGGGUUUCAGAUGUGUGUUACCAUGGAUACAGGCUUUCUGCUCUAUAUUACCAUGGUUAGGGUGGAUUGCCAUUCUUGUAGACAGAACUACUGCAUACAACACUAUAGACUGUUGGUACAACGCUACAGCCAAUGAUCCCAACACUCCAAUCAAUUAUAAGAAUCUUUAGUGCUGACUGCUCGCAGAGAGGAAUGGAGUUGGUCUGACCUUUAGUGUAUCUCUUUGAAGACAAGCAACCAUUGUGUGUUACAGUAAUACAUAUUUUUGGUCUGCUUUUCUACAAAAUCCUGAAGACCUAUAAUCUGUGUAGGAACCUCGACCAUGGUGUUCAUGCUAUGUAGUAGCUUCAACUUGGAAUCAGGAAGCAUGACCACUUCUCAACAUCAUCAAGAUGCUCAUUGUGUUAUAAGUACAACCAACGUGGCCAUCACAAGGCUCACUCCACUUUCCUCUAUACAUGGAGAUCGGCUGUUCUUAAUGAAAGAUCUUAAUACAAAUUCUUAGAUCUCUUGCCGUAAUACUAACAUUAAAAAGAAUGGUUGAAUCUGAAACUUGAUCAGUUACCAUGGCAACUACAGAAGCUGAAGUUGAGCCUGAACAUUCCUCAGCUGCUGGCUCCUGAUGUAAGCUGGUGGACCAGCUUCUAACAUUGCAUGUUGGGAAAUAUUGUAUAUAUGUGACCUUGACAUUUCCAUUGUUUGAAGGCUGAUGUGUUGUGGCAGUGUACUUGGGAGUGACUGUGAACAUUGUUAUGUAUAUAUUAUAAUGUCGGGUGGUCAUUCAUUGCUUGUCAAAUAAACUAUUUGUUGAUA